CAUCACAUCCCCUGACAUACAUAGUUUCCGUAUCCUUCGCAAAAGCCAUUUCGGAAUGAUGAACUCACGGAGUCUUCUUCUCUUUCCAAAAUCCAUCACCUAUAAGCUGUUUCUUGCAGCCACAGCUGCAGCAGUCCUAGUAUCUACACUUGUCUCAGUCGAACCACCAGAAAAAUUGCCUACAAAAGAUGAUAAUGAGCAUCGUCAAAAUCAGCAGCUGCACCCGGAACUUUUUCAGAUUUUUGGUGCAGCCGGCCCCGAGAGCCUAGCAUUUAAAAAAGAUGGCACAGGAGCUGCUGCUGCUACUGGCCCUUAUGCCGGAGUUUCCGACGGCCGCAUAAUCCAGUGGCGGGGAAACGAGAGCCGGUGGGUCAAUUUUGCUAUAACAACCCCAGACAGAACUGGUUGUGAUGGUUCACAUGAUCCUGUGGAGGCAGAAUCCAGAUGUGGGAGACCAUUGGGCCUAAGUUUCAAUGAGAAAAGCGGUGAUCUGUACAUUGCAGAUGCUUACAUGGGCCUACUUUUGGUGGGCUCCAGUGGUGGAUUGGCAAUAUCUCUAGCAAAGGAAGCCCAAGGAAUUCCUUUUAAGUUUACCAAUGGUGUGGUUGUUGAUCAAACAAGUGGCAUAGUAUAUUUUACUGAUAGCAGUACAAAAUUCCAAAGGAGGGAAUACAUUUCUGUAAUACUUAGAGGUGACAACUCAGGUAGACUGAUGAAAUUCGAUCCUGUAACUAAUAAAGUCACUGUUCUUCUAGAUGGUCUUAUGUUCCCAAAUGGAGUGGCAUUGAGCAAAAAUGGUGAUUUUCUUCUUGUUGCUGAGACUACAAACUGCAGAAUACUGAAAUAUUGGCUUGAAGCAUCAAAGGCUGGCAAGGUUGAACCCUUCGCAGAACUUCCAGGCUUCCCAGACAACAUCAAAAGGAACCAAAAAGGUGAAUUUUGGGUGGCAAUUCAUUCCAGAAGAGAGGGUGUUUUUAACUGGAUUCUUUCAAAUCCUUGGUUACGAAAUUUUCUAGCCAUACUCCCUUUUGAUUUUACUAGAGCUCACUCAUUAUUAGGUGAUUAUGGAGGGCACGGAUUGGCAGUUAAAUUAAGUGAAAAUGGUGAUAUAAUACAGAUAUUAGAGGACAAAAGUGGGGAGACAUGGAAACACAGUAGUGAAAUAGCUGAAGAAAAUGGAUAUUUGUGGAUAGGAUCUGUAAAAUUACCUUAUGCUGUCAAAUUAAGAGUCUCCAAGUAAUAUGAACUUCUGAAAUUGAAAUUGACUUUGUCA
Messenger RNA from Coffea eugenioides, 1273 nucleotides. RefSeq names its product protein STRICTOSIDINE SYNTHASE-LIKE 10-like. Lineage: Eukaryota; Viridiplantae; Streptophyta; Magnoliopsida; Gentianales; Rubiaceae. The coding region runs from base 56 to 1240 and encodes 394 amino acids. Gene Ontology annotation, biological process: biosynthetic process. The record is from RefSeq and is a predicted model, not a curated record. Gene Ontology annotation, molecular function: strictosidine synthase activity. The transcript is spliced from 3 exons.